UCAUGAGUUUGUGAUUUUAGUAAACUUCAACAAAAAGUCACUUGAUAGCGUGGCACUGAAACACCUAUAUAAUACUAACUUGUUAUUCCUUCUUCUGCCAGAAUUAUAGUCACCACUAAUUGGUCUUUGGAGCACACUAUUACCAAAGACUCAAUUGGUCACUCUACCUUAAAAAUCUAUCCAUGGCUCGUGAACAACUAGGAGUUCUAACUGCCCUUGAUGCAGCCAAAACACAAUGGUACCAUUUCACAGCCAUCAUAAUUGCUGGUAUGGGAUUCUUCACAGAUGCAUAUGACCUUUUCUGCAUACCAAAUGUUACCAAGUUACUUGGAAGAAUAUAUUACACACACCCAGGUGCACUCAAGCCUGGAACUUUGCCUCCAAAUGUAUCAGCAGCAGUAAAUGGUGUUGCUCUCUGUGGCACUCUAGCAGGCCAACUUUUCUUUGGUUGGCUUGGGGACAAAAUGGGAAGAAAAAAAGUUUAUGGUCUAACUCUUGCCCUUAUGGUAUUCUCUUCUCUUGCUUCUGGCCUUUCUUUUGGUCACUCAGCAAAGGGUACAAUUGGAACUCUUUGUUUCUUUAGAUUCUGGCUAGGUUUUGGUAUUGGUGGUGAUUACCCUCUUUCAGCUACUAUUAUGUCUGAAUAUGCCAACAAAAAGACUCGUGGCGCGUUUAUAGCUUCGGUUUUUGCUAUGCAAGGGUUUGGAAUUUUGGCUGGUGGAAUUGUUUCUCUUGUAGUUUCAACUGCUUUUGAUCAUGCUUUUAAGGCUCCACCUUAUAAAGUUGACGCUGCAGCUUCACUUGUACCAGAAGCUGAUUAUGUUUGGAGAAUCAUUCUCAUGUUUGGUGCUGUUCCUGCUGGUUUAACUUACUAUUGGCGUAUGAAAAUGCCCGAGACAGCAAGGUACACUGCACUUGUUGCUAAGAAUGCAAAACAAGCAGCGCAGGACAUGUCGAGUGUGUUACAGGUUGAAAUUGAAGCUGAACAAGAAAAAGUAGACAAGAUAGGCGUGCAAGACAAGAACAGUUUUGGUUUGUUUAGUAAGGAGUUUCUUAGAAGACACGGUCUUCAUCUGCUUGGAACAACUUCCACUUGGUUUCUUCUUGAUAUUGCUUAUUAUAGUUCGAAUCUUUUUCAAAAAGAUAUUUAUAGUAGUAUUGGUUGGCUUCCACCAGCACAAGAUAUGAAUGCAAUUCAUGAAGUUUUCAAAGUUGCUAGAGCGACAACGCUUAUAGCACUUUGUGGAACGGUUCCCGGAUACUGGUUCACGGUGGCUUUUAUCGACGUUAUUGGUCGUUUUGCAAUUCAACUAAUGGGAUUCUUCUUUAUGACUGUGUUCAUGUUUGCGCUCGCUAUUCCGUAUGAUCAUUGGACUAAGAGAGAAAACAGAAUUGGAUUUCUUGUUAUGUACGCAAUGACUUUUUUCUUUGCAAAUUUUGGUCCAAAUUCAACCACUUUUGUUGUACCUGCCGAGAUUUUCCCGGCUAGGUUGAGGUCUACAUGUCAUGGUAUAUCCUCUGCAGCAGGGAAAGCUGGAGCAAUUAUAGGUGCAUUUGGAUUCUUAUAUGCUUCACAAAGUAAGGAUCCAAAAAAGAGAGAUGCAGGGUACCCUGCUGGUAUUGGAAUGAAGAACACUCUUAUUUUGCUUGCUGUGGUUAAUUGUCUUGGCAUAUUUUUCACGUUUCUUGUUCCAGAAGCUAAUGGAAAAUCAUUGGAAGAAAUGAGUGGAGAGAAUGAAGAAGAAGAAGAAACUGAAGCUGCUGUUGUUGAUCCACAAGCCUCUUCUAAUAGGACUGUUCCUGUGUGAUGUAUUACUAUUACCAAUGGUUUUUUUUUACAAGAAUUUCAACUUGUUAAGUAUGUCUAAUACUCAAUCGUCAUUAAAGUAUAGAGUGUCAUAAAAAUUGCACAAAAGGUGAUAUCCAAUAGUGUGCAAAUGUGUGUAGCAUAAGAUAUAGUUUGACUUUACAACAAAAGUGAGAUAAGUUUAGUUUGGUUUAUCAUAUUACAUAUUCCUCCAGAAUAUCAUCUGGUGAAAUUUUUGUUUGUUAUUCGACUUGCCUGUUAAAAAAAAGUCCUCAUCCUUCCUCUACCUUUUAUAUGUUCAUGCUAAAUUGG
Molecule: messenger RNA, 2119 nt
Organism: Medicago truncatula (barrel medic)
Lineage: Eukaryota; Viridiplantae; Streptophyta; Magnoliopsida; Fabales; Fabaceae
Product: low affinity inorganic phosphate transporter 1
Exons: 2
Coding region: 183-1808 (541 amino acids)
Biological process (GO): phosphate ion transport; transmembrane transport
Cellular component (GO): membrane
Molecular function (GO): phosphate transmembrane transporter activity
Source: RefSeq, a predicted model, not a curated record